GUAAUGCUUUGUUUUUUUGAAAUUAGGGGCGGCUGUCUUUUCGAGUAGAGGCUGGUUUGACUGCAGUAGGAGAUGCUACUUGUUAACAGAGGGUUGAAGAUCUAGAAAGGUGCAAUGAAGAAAUGAGAUUUAACAAUUUAACAAGGGUCGACAUAGUUAUUGAAUGCGCCUCAAGACGUGGCCUCCCCUCCAUUGACCGCAUGUCCCUCCUGAACGAGGAAACUGUCAUGGAACCUCAAGGCGUCGUGGAAUAUUUGACAGAGGUCGAGGAGGCAGCUGAAGAUGUCCUGACAACGAAACAACAGAUAAUUGACCUGGACAUGAAGAGAAACGGGAACAGAGAAGCACUAAAUGCACUUAAGAGUGGUAUCUGUUCAGAAAAGGUGAAGAUUUUCUUUGGAAAUAUGUUCAUCAAAUUCCCCAAGUCCCAGGCAACACAAAUGAUUCAAAAAGACCAGGAACAGCUGGACAGUGAAAUAAAUCACCUCCGCAAAGGACUGAAAGCAAAAGUCAAUCAUCUAAAUGAGAAACAAGGAAAGCCUGAACUGCGCGGCUACAAUCUUUUGCCACUGUCCACUAAUGAAAUGAAAGCCAUUAAGAGUGUUUAAAACGCUGACAUCAGAUCUGACAUAGCCCAUUACAUUAUCCAGAUUUCAUGUAUAUAGUGCUGUCCUGCUUAUGACUGAAUUCUCAAAUAAGGCUUUUCGCUGCUUCUGUUGAUCCAGUAGUGUUGUUUAAUCAUGAUGCAGUGAUGUUGUGGCUAAUAUUUUCUUUAUUACUGUAAUAAACUCUGAGAAACGGCAAA
Messenger RNA from Hippocampus zosterae (dwarf seahorse), 805 nucleotides. RefSeq names its product p53 and DNA-damage regulated 1 (gene pdrg1). NCBI's taxonomy places the organism in Eukaryota, Metazoa, Chordata, Actinopteri, Syngnathiformes, Syngnathidae. Gene Ontology annotation, cellular component: prefoldin complex. The transcript has 5 exons. The record is from RefSeq and is a predicted model, not a curated record. The coding region runs from base 123 to 608 and encodes 161 amino acids. Gene Ontology annotation, biological process: protein folding.